Messenger RNA from Gorilla gorilla gorilla (western lowland gorilla), 2782 nucleotides. RefSeq names its product immunoglobulin superfamily member 3-like. The coding region runs from base 174 to 2603 and encodes 809 amino acids. Lineage: Eukaryota; Metazoa; Chordata; Mammalia; Primates; Hominidae. The transcript is spliced from 10 exons. Gene Ontology annotation, cellular component: membrane. The record is from RefSeq and is a predicted model, not a curated record.
UAUCAGCACAGCGGCAGGUCACCGUUCAGGAAGGACCCUUGUACCGCACGGAGGGCUCCCACAUCACUAUCUGGUGCAAUGUGAGUGGCUACCAGGGACCUUCUGAGCAGAAUUUCCAGUGGUCCAUUUACCUGCCUUCGUCGCCAGAGCGAGAGGUGCAGAUCGUCAGCACCAUGGACUCUUCCUUCCCCUAUGCCAUCUACACCCAGCGCAUCUGCGAAGGGAAGAUCUUCAUAGAAAGAGUCCAGGGGAACCCAACCCUAUUGCACAUCACAGAUCUUCAGGCCCGGGAUGCCGGAGAAUAUGAAUGCCACACACCCAGCACCGAUAAGCAAUACUUUGGGAUUUACAGUGCAAAGAUGAACCUAGUGGUGAUCCCAGACUCCCUGCAGACCACUGCCAUGCCCCAGACUCUGCACAGAGUGGAGCAGGACCCACUGGAGCUCACUUGUGAGGUGGCCUCGGAGACCGUUCAGCACAGCCACCUGUCUGUGGCCUGGCUCUGGCAGAAAGUUGGCGAGAAGCCCGUGGAGGUCAUCUCCCUGAGCCGAGAUUUCAUGCUUCACUCCGGCAGCGAAUAUGCCCAGAGGCAGAGCCUGGGGGAGGUGCUGCUGGACAAGCUGGGGAGGACCACCUUCCGCCUCACCAUCUUCCACCUGCAGCCUUCUGACCAGGGCGAGUUCUACUGCGAGGCCGCCGAGUGGAUCCAGGAUCCGGAUGGGUCAUGGUAUGCUAUGACCCGAAAGCGUUCCGAGGGAGCCGUGGUCAACGUCCAGCCAACUGACAAAGAAUUCACUGUUCGGCUGGAAACAGAGAAGCGGCUGCACACGGUGGGUGAGCCGGUGGAGUUCAGAUGCAUCCUGGAGGCUCAGAAUGUUCCCGACCGUUACUUUGCUGUCUCCUGGGCCUUCAACAGCUCGCUCAUCGCCACCAUAGGCCCUAACGCUGUGCGUGUCCUCAACAGCGAAUUUGCUCACCGGGAAGCCAGGGGACAGCUUAACGUGGCCAAAGAGAGCGACAGUGUCUUUGUGCUGAAGAUCUACCACCUCCGCCAGGAAGAUAGAGGGAAAUACAACUGCCGGGUGACUGAGCGAGAGAAAACCGUGACGGGGGAAUUCAUUGAUAAGGAGAGCAAGGGUCCCAAGAACAUCCCCAUCAUAGUCCUCCCCCUCGAGAGCAGCAUCUCCGUGGAGGUGGCCAGCAAUGCCAGCGUCAUCCUUGAGGGCAAGGACCUGCGCUUCUCCUGCAGCGUCCGCAUGGCAGGCAGGCUGCAGGGUCGCUUCUCUGUCAUCUGGCAGCUUGUGGACAGGCAGAACCGCCGCAGCAAUAUCAUGUGGCUAGACCGGGAUGGCACCGUGCAGCCAGGCUCGUCCUACUGGGAGCGCAGCAGCUUUGGGAGCGUCCAGAUGGAGCAGGUGCAGCCCAACUCAUUCAGCCUGGGCAUCUUCAACAGCAGGAAGGAGGACAAGGGCCAGUAUGAAUGCCAUGUGACUGAAUGGGUGCGGGUGGUGGAUGGCGAGUGGCAGAUUGUUGGGGAGCGCCGGGCCAGCACUCCCAUCUCCAUCAUAGCUCUUGAAAUGGGCUUCGCAGUCACAGCCAUCUCCCGGACACCGGGGGUGACCUACAGCGACUCCUUUGACUUGCAGUGUAUCAUCAAACCCCACUACCCUGCCCAGGUCCCCGUGUCAGUGACAUGGCGGUUCCAGCCGGUGGGCACGGUGGAGUUCCAUGACUUGGUGACCUUCACCCGGGAUGGAGGGGUCCAGUGGGGGAACAGGUCCUCCAGCUUCCGAACCCGAACUGCCACCGAGAAGGCUGAGUCCGGCAACAACGUCCGCCUAAGCAUCAGCCGAGCCAGUGACACGCAAGCAGGCAAGUACCAGUGUGUGGCAGAGCUGUGGCGGAAGAACUACAACAACACCUGGACACAACUGGCAGAGAGGACCUCCAGCCUGCUGGUGAUCAGGCUGCUGCAGCCAGUGACAAAGCUACAGGUGAGCAAAUCGAAGAGGACCCUCAUCCUGGUGGAAAACAAGCCCAUUCAGCUGAACUGCUCAGUCAAGUCUCAGACCAGCCAGAACUCCCACUUUGCGGUGCUCUGGUACGUCCACAAGCCCUCAGAUGCCAACGGCAAGCUUAUCCUGAAGACCGCCCACAACUCCGCCUUCGAAUAUGGUACUUACGCGGAGGAGGAGGGCCUGAGAGCCAGGCUCCAGUUUGAGAGGCCUGUGUCGGGGGGCCUGUUCAGCCUCACCGUCCAGAGAGCCGAGGUCAGUGACAGCGGCAGCUACUACUGCCACGUGGAGGAGUGGCUGCUGAGCCCCAACUAUGCCUGGUACAAGCUGGCAGAGGAGGUUUCUGGGCGCACAGAAGUCACUGUGAAACAGCCAGCGGGUGCAGCCCAGAACUGUCUUCUGAGGAAGAGGUGCUCUCCUGGGCCCCCACUGUCCCCAGGCCUCAGCAAGGCAAGUGAGGUGCUGCCGUCAUCCAGGCUGGACAGUUCAGUGAUUUGCCUGAGGCCCCACAGCAGGAGAACGAGAAGGCUGCCUGAUCAGAGAGUCUCUGAAGAAGAUCCUGUGGCUACAGGCUUCAGCAGAGUGUGAGGGAGACCCCAGUUAUUUCCUCAGGUGUUUCCACCAAAUCCUCCUGUCUUUCAUGGCCAACACCCCAGGCAAGGCUUGGGGUCCCCGUCUGCUGCUGGACGCCUCCAAGGAACCUGACAACCAUGUGUAUACCAGGGCUGCCGUGGCUGCGGAUGCCAAGCAGUGCUCGGAGAUUGGGA